AUGGCAGACGUUCUGAAAGGCUUGAAUCUCCUUGAGACCUUCAAAGAGACCAUGGAAAACAACAAGCUGUCAGAUGUGAAAGAUGCUGUGGAGGACCUCCUAAUCAGCAGGGUCAACCUAGCCAUUGUUGGGGACCGGGGAGUUGAGAAGGCAGCCUUCCUUAAUGCCCUCCGCGGUCUGGGCUCCCAGGAUGAGGGGGCUGCUCUGUCUUCAUCCCCCACCCCCCCAGAAGAGCUAGCUGUCUACCCCAACCCAAAACACCCAGACUUCCGCUUGUGGGAUCUGCCGCCUGUCCCCUCCGCUGCACCCUUUGACCCCAUUGUUUACAUGGACCAGUUCAAGUUCCUGCGCUACAAUGCUGUGAUCAUGGCAUUCACUCAGAGGCUGCAGCCCAACAGUGUAGCGGUGUUCAACAAUGCUCGCUCACUGCAGAGGGAGACAGUGUAUUUCACCUUGCUGGCCUCAGAGGGGGAUACAGAAAAGUGUCUAGAGGAAAGGAGAAAGACCAGUCUAGAGGUGUUAAAAGCAGAGGGGGUGGCCUUGCCCAAGGUCUACCUGGUUAGACCCUGGACCCUAGACAAGCUAGAUUUUCCUGUCUUACUGGCGGACAUGGGGGGAGACCUGCCUGAGAUCAGGGCCCAGGCCCUCCUCCUUGCCCUGCCAACCCUCACCCUCACCCUGGUUUCCCAAAAGAGGGAUGCUUUCAAGGCCCUGGUGUGGGCAGCUGCCUCUCUCUCAGGUGGUGUGUCUGCCAUUCCCGUGCCCCUGGUGGCAUCCAUGUUGGACGCCAGCAUGGCAGUGAGGAUUUUGACAAAGGCCCGGGCCUCACUCUGUCUUGAUGAUGAAUCCAUUGAGCGGUUGGCCCAACAAAGGAGUAUGGAACCUGCCAAACUCAAGGCUUUGCGGACUUGUAACCUGUCAGUUGAGGUUGUCAAAGGUGAGGUGAAAAAGCGCCUGGCAGCAGCAGAGAAGGAAUUGACUUUGGGUGGCUCUGUGCUCGUAGAGAUGGCAAUGCCCAGACAUGCCCGCUCUGCCAGCCGUUCCUUCACCACCAUGCUGCAGGCUCUCAAUGGGGCUAUUGAGGAGAUGGGGGCCGACGCUGAGAAGAUAGUUGCUGCUGCCAUUAGCGAGGGAAAAUGA
Molecule: messenger RNA, 1140 nt
Organism: Hypomesus transpacificus
Lineage: Eukaryota; Metazoa; Chordata; Actinopteri; Osmeriformes; Osmeridae
Gene: irgq2
Product: immunity-related GTPase family, q2
Exons: 1
Coding region: 1-1140 (379 amino acids)
Cellular component (GO): membrane
Molecular function (GO): GTP binding
Source: RefSeq, a predicted model, not a curated record